Messenger RNA from Ustilago hordei, 465 nucleotides. RefSeq lists its product as uncharacterized. NCBI's taxonomy places the organism in Eukaryota, Fungi, Basidiomycota, Ustilaginomycetes, Ustilaginales, Ustilaginaceae. The transcript has 2 exons. The record is from RefSeq and is a predicted model, not a curated record. Bases 1 to 465 code for a protein of 154 amino acids.
AUGACAGAGACAUCAGUUCCAGCAAAAACAAAGGCGGCCGAGACGAGCAGAAGUACAUUUGCGCCCAAGUCAACAGAGACAGUGGCACCGAAAGACACGACGACAUCUCUGAAACAGGGUGAGAGCCAGGACGAAGACAAAGGAGGAGACGGGGACCAGCUGGAGGGUGGUGAGCCGGAAGGUGAUGAAGAUUUACCACACGAGGGCUCGGAAGAAGCAUACGAGGAGAGCAGUGACGAAGGGGAAUCUGGAAACGUAGGCUUGUCGUACUUGCUACAAGAUCACGACGACGAAGAAGAAUCAGAAGACGAAGAUUUCCACGAAUCUCAGGAGGAAGAUGACGAAGACGAUGAUCCCGAAAUCCAAGAAUCUGACGAAGAGGGCAGCACACCCGCUUCGUCAAGCGCCAAGCGCAAACGCGCGCAGCCGUCAGGCUCGAAUGGGGCUAGCAAACGGGCAAAGUAG